Molecule: messenger RNA, 1785 nt
Organism: Cyprinodon variegatus (sheepshead minnow)
Lineage: Eukaryota; Metazoa; Chordata; Actinopteri; Cyprinodontiformes; Cyprinodontidae
Product: protocadherin alpha-3-like
Exons: 1
Biological process (GO): homophilic cell-cell adhesion
Cellular component (GO): plasma membrane
Molecular function (GO): calcium ion binding
Source: RefSeq, a predicted model, not a curated record
GUUCGACUGUUGUUUCCUUCUCUUUGGAUAUGACUGCAUGAAACGAUCGGAUUUGCGCAACGCAUCGUGUCCCAGAUUUGACUGGUGAUCCGGAUUUUAUAUGUUGAAUUCUGUUGUCACGAUUGGUUCAUUGUGUGGAUUACUGACAUCUUGACCAUGGGACAAAGAAAUCGUUCGCCAGGAGGGCUGUAUGGACAUUUUUUCGGAUGCUUCUGUGCAGUGCUUUUUUGGAGCUUAAGCUCAGCACAAUUAAGAUAUUCAAUCUCCGAGGAAGUAAAGGAAGGUACUGCGGUGGGGAAUAUUGCAAAGGAUCUGGGGUUGGAUAAAAGCACACUAAAGGAAAGAAAAUAUCGGAUCGUUUCGAGUGAUGUUGACCCGCCUUUUCAAGUAAAUCAAAACGAUGGAAUCCUAUAUGUGAGCAGAAAGAUUGACAGAGAGAAUGUGUGCGCGCAAAGUAGUACGUGUUUAUUGAACGUGAAAACGGUGUUGGAAAACCCGCUAGAAGUGCACUACGUCAGGAUAGAAGUGCAGGAUAUAAAUGACCACUCCCCCACCUUCCAGGAGAAAGAAAUAUCGUUGGAAAUAUCUGAAUCUGUGUUUUCUGGAGCACGGUUUAAACUCAAAGCCGCAAGGGACCCAGAUAGCGGUCCAUUUUCUGUGCAACAAUAUAAGCUUGACCAGAAUGAGCAUUUUCGAUUGGAAGUUAGGGACAGUGGUGAAGACGGGAAAAUUCCAAUUUUGAUUGUGCAAAAAUCUUUAGACAGAGAAACUGCGAAAAGACAUUCCCUGGUACUGACAGCUGUGGAUGGAGGCAAACCUCCAAAAACAGGCAGCAUGAAUAUUCAAAUAGAUAUUUUAGAUGUAAACGAUAAUGUUCCAUCUUUCUCUAGUGAUGCUUAUUCUGUUACGUUAAGGGAAAAUGCCCUUCCUGGCACGAAGGUGAUACAGGUGAAUGCAACUGAUUUGGAUGAUGGAUCAAAUGGAGAGGUCUUUUAUUCGCUAGGCAAGAGUAUGAAUCAGCAUAUUUUAAACCUUUUUGAUAUUAACCCCAAGACGGGCGAAAUAACUGUCAAAGGUUUAAUAGAUUAUGAAGAGAGAGACAAAUAUGAAUUAGAAAUUGAAGCUUCAGACAAAGGUUUUGCUCCUCUUACAUCUGAAAAAAGUGUCAAUAUAAAAAUCAUUGACGUUAAUGAUAAUGCUCCUGAGAUUGAAGUCACUUCAUUUUCCAGCUCAAUUCCUGAAGAUUCCCGACCUGGAACUACAGUGGCCCUUAUUAGUGUAAAUGAUAGGGACUCUGGUCUUAAUGGGAAAGUGAUGUGUUCGAUGAGUGAAGACAUUCCAUUCUCUUUAUCACCAACUAUUCAAGACACCAUCUACUCAUUGAUUACCAAAUCCCCUCUGGACAGAGAAAAGCAGUCACAUUAUGAUCUGACAAUAUUUGCAAAAGAUACAGGACAGCCUUCCCUAUCAUCUGAAAUAACAAUUAGUAUUUUUGUCUCAGAUGUGAAUGAUAACAGCCCAGAGUUUGUUCUUAGUCCCUAUAAUUUUUAUCUUAUGGAAGCAAAUGAACCUGGGACAUCAGUAUUUUCAGUUAAAGCUUUUGAUCGUGAUGACAAUGAAAACUCAAUCAUUUCAUACCAAAUAGCUAGAGAUGGAAGUGAGAAUAACAAAAUAAGCUCCUUUCUCAAUAUAAACUCUGAAACUGGAGAAAUUGUAGCACUAAAAGCCUUUGACUUUGAAAUCCUGAAAACUUUCCAGUUCCAUGUUGUUGCCACUGAUUCUGGG